Messenger RNA from Ascochyta rabiei, 369 nucleotides. Its product is annotated as Glucan endo-1,3-alpha-glucosidase agn1. The record is from RefSeq and is a predicted model, not a curated record. Gene Ontology annotation, molecular function: glucan endo-1,3-alpha-glucosidase activity. The transcript has 2 exons. The coding region runs from base 1 to 369 and encodes 122 amino acids. Lineage: Eukaryota; Fungi; Ascomycota; Dothideomycetes; Pleosporales; Didymellaceae.
AUGAGAAACGUAAUGAUCUCAGCGAUCUGCAUUGGGUUGCUGGCAUGCUACGCCGAAGCCAACGCCGUCUUUGCCCAUUUCAUGGUUGGUAACACUGCACACUAUACCCAGGGCACCUGGGAAACCGAAAUGAGCCUUGCCCAGGGCUCCCGCAUCGAUGCAUUUGCGCUCAACGUCGCGGCAGCAGAGUCUAUGAACGAGGACCAGAUUGGUUUUGCCUUCAAGGCAGCACAGGCUCGAGGGUUCAAGUUGCUGUUUUCCUUCGACUGUGCCGGUGGUAGGGAGGGUGGGUGGACGCCAGCGGAGGUGCUUGCCCUUCUUCGCACCUACGGCACUCAAGGCGCAUCAAGCACAACAACUUGCCUCUAG